AUGAACAACGAGAGUUUCAAGUCUUUAGCUGAGGCAGAUAAGAAGGCUCGAGAGCUUAUUCAAGAAGCACGCAAGGAGAGAGAGCGCUUGAAAGAAUUGACUAUCAAAACGGCCGAAGAGCAUGAAAAUACACUUAUGGAAGCCAAAGAUCGUGAAGUUAAGAUGUAUCGUGAUGAAUGUAUUCAAAAGAUUCUAGCUAUUGAAAAGGAGAUUAAAGUUUGGAUUGAUGAAAGUCUAGAUCGGAUCAAAGAAAAUGAAUCAAUGUAUAAGGAUAUUAUUCAAGAUAUCGUGGAAUUGAUUGCCGCUCCAGAUGAAUAA
This is a messenger RNA of Nematocida homosporus, 318 nucleotides long. RefSeq lists its product as uncharacterized. The record is from RefSeq and is a predicted model, not a curated record. NCBI's taxonomy places the organism in Eukaryota, Fungi, Microsporidia. The transcript has a single exon. The coding region runs from base 1 to 318 and encodes 105 amino acids.